UUAGUCGGCGUUUGGGACUCAAGUGAAGAGGAAAGAAACGCGCUUCAUUUUCGUAUUUUUUUUUCUUUAAAGAGUUUGUGUCCAUCUUAUCAAUUGGAUUGUAAAGUGAGGAAGAAGAGGAAAACUUAAACUUUUAUACAUUCAGCGAAAUUACUACCCGAAAAUGUCACAGGGUGUUCUUAGAUUGUGCACAUUCGGCGGGGAAUCUUUUUUAAAGUGUCCAAAGCCACUUCAUCCAUCACGUCUCUUCUCAGGAAGUGUUAAAUUAUUGAACAAAGAUGGAAAACCAGUUGAAGCCAUAAAAGGUAUUCCAUACAAAAAUCUAACAAUCGGCGUUCCUAAAGAAAAAUGGUUAAAUGAAAGAAGAGUUGCGUUAUCUCCUCAAGUAACAGCGACGUUAGUGAAAAAAGGAUUCAAUGUAAAUAUUGAAAAAGGCGCAGGUGAACAAGCAAAGUUCCGUGACGAAGAUUAUUUGACAGCUGGUGGAAACAUCGUUGACAGUAACAAAGCAUGGGACACAGAUAUUUUAUUGAAAGUACGUCAGCCAAUGGAGAAUGAAAUUCCGCUAAUUCGUGACAACUCGACACUCAUUUCAUUCCUCUAUCCUGGUCAAAAUAAAGAUCUCUUGAAUCAUUUGGCAAAGAAGAACAUCAAUGCAUUUGCAAUGGAUUGCAUCCCUCGUAUAUCACGUGCUCAAGUGUUUGAUGCUUUAAGUUCAAUGGCAAACAUUGCUGGUUAUCGCGCAGUCAUUGAAGCAGCAAAUCAUUUUCCAAGAUUCUUUACUGGUCAAAUUACUGCUGCUGGUAAAGUACCUCCUGCAAAAAUUCUUGUAAUUGGUGCUGGUGUUGCUGGUUUGGCAGCUGUUGGACAAGCACGUUGCAUGGGUGCCAUUGUCAGAGCUUUCGAUACAAGAUCAGCUGCUCAAGAACAAGUUGAGUCAAUGGGCGCUGAAUUCUUAACAAUAAACAUCAAAGAAGAAGGAGCAACUGCUGGUGGAUAUUCAAAGGAAAUGAGCAAAGAAUUUAUCGAUGCUGAGAUGGCUUUGUUUGCAAAGCAAUGUAAGGAAGUUGAUGUUGUAAUCACAACAGCUUUGAUUCCUGGUAGGAAAGCUCCAACACUUAUCUUAGAAGAACAUAUAAAGUCAAUGAAGCCUGGAAGUGUUGUUGUUGAUCUUGCUGCAGAAGCUGGUGGUAACAUUGCAACAAUUGUUCCUGGUGAAGUGAAAACUGUUCAUGAUGUCGUUCACAUUGGUUACACGGAUCUUCCAUCACGUUUACCAACACAAGCUUCAACACUUUACGCCAAUAACAUCUCAAAGUUCUUACUUUCAAUUGGUGAGAAAGAUCAUUUCGAUAUCAACCUUAAAGAUGAUGUUGUUCGUGGAAGUAUUGUGACACAAAACAGAAGCGUAACUUGGCCACCACCCGUCAUUUCUGUUUCUGCACAACCACAAGCAGCUGCUGCUGUUGCUCCGAAGCCAAAAGUAGAACUUCUCCCACCAAAUCCAUUUACAGAGACAAUGAAGAGUAGUUUGACUUACACUGCUGGUCUUGGAACGUUAAUCAGUCUUGGUGUUGCAUCACCAAAUCCCGCAUUUACUGCAAUGAUGUCAACAUUCGCUUUAUCAGGAAUUGUCGGUUAUCACACUGUUUGGGGUGUCACGCCAGCACUUCAUUCACCACUCAUGUCAUGUACAAAUGCACUUAGUGGCAUCACAGCUGUUGGUGGAUUGUUGUUAAUGAAUGGCGGUUACUUUCCAACAAACGCCAUUGAAGGAUUAGCAGCGAGUGCAGCUUUGAUUUCGUUUGUGAAUAUUUUCGGUGGAUUUUUGGUGACACAAAGAAUGUUGGACAUGUUUAAACGUCCAACUGAUCCACCAGAGCAUAACUAUCUGUAUGGAAUCCCAGCUGCUGUUUUUCUUGGUGGUUAUGGACUUGCAGCACUUAACGGAUUAACAGAAGUCAAUCAAAUUGCAUAUCUUGCAUCAUCUUUAUGCUGUGUUGGUGCACUUGGUGGAUUAUCGUCACAGAAAACUGCACGAUUGGGCAACACUUUAGGAAUGAUUGGAGUUACUGGCGGGAUUGCUGCAACUCUCGGAAUUCUCGCUCCAACACCAGAAGUUUUAGCACAAAUGGUCGGUGUUGCUGGUAUUGGUGGUUUACUUGGAACUGUCAUUGCGAAAAGAAUAGAAAUUACUGAUCUACCUCAACUUGUUGCUGCAUUCCACUCACUGGUUGGUAUGGCAGCUGUUCUGACAUGUGUCGCAACUUACAUUCAUGACUUCCCGACUUUGGCUGAAGAUCCAGCAGCGAAUGUCUUGAGAACAGCUUUGUUCUUGGGAACUUAUAUUGGCGGCGUGACAUUCUCAGGUUCACUUGUUGCUUACGGAAAACUUCAAGGUAUUCUUAGCUCCGCUCCAUUACUUCUUCCUGGUCGUCACAUGAUCAACAGUGGAUUGUUAGCUGGUAAUGCUUUGGCAAUGGCUGGUUUCUUCAUGGAUCCAACAAUGAUGGGUGGUUUAGGAUGGCUUGGAGCGACCGCUGCAAUGUCAACAGCCAUGGGAGUCACAUUAACUGCUGCUAUUGGUGGUGCUGACAUGCCAGUGGUUAUCACUGUUCUCAAUUCAUAUUCCGGUUGGGCACUUUGUGCUGAAGGUUUCAUGUUGAACAAUAAUUUGAUGACAAUUGUUGGUGCUUUGAUUGGAAGUUCCGGUGCCAUCUUGUCUUACAUUAUGUGCAAAGCUAUGAAUCGAUCGUUGCCAAAUGUUAUUCUUGGAGGAUACGGAACAUCAUCAACUGGAGGUGGUAAACCAGCAGAAAUUGUUGGCACACAUACAGAAGUUCAAGUUGAUGGCGUUGUUGAGAUGAUGAAGAAUGCUAAGAACAUCAUCAUCACACCUGGCUAUGGUUUGUGCGUUGCUAAAGCUCAAUAUCCGAUUGCUGAACUUGUUGAAAUCUUGAAGAAGCGAGGAAAGAAAGUUCGAUUUGGAAUUCAUCCAGUCGCUGGUCGAAUGCCUGGACAAUUAAAUGUACUUUUGGCUGAAGCUGGUGUGAGUUAUGAUGACGUAUUGGAAAUGGAAGAAAUUAACGACGAUUUCUCUGAAACUGACUUGGCACUUGUCAUUGGUGCAAACGACACAGUUAAUUCAGCAGCUGAAGAUGAUCCUAACUCAAUAAUUGCUGGAAUGCCCGUUCUUCGAGUGUGGAAAGCUGAUCAAGUUGUUGUGAUGAAACGUUCACUUGGUGUCGGCUAUGCUGCCGUCGAUAAUCCAAUUUUCUACAAACCCAACACAGCCAUGUUACUUGAUUUUGGAACAAUUUAUAAGAAUUCUUCGAUAAUUGUGAAGUUUAUAAAUGAAGACGAUGUUCGAUCGUAUCAGCAACGUGAAAGAGAAUCUCUUGUGGAACAAAAAUGGUACAUUGGAGGAAAAAGAAUUUCUGGAGAUGGUUUGAUUGCAAAUAACCGCGGCCAAUUUGACUUUGGAUCAACAAAAGAUUUCUAUAUUGAGCUGAGAUAUCCAGAACAAAAAGAUUUCUACAUCACACACAUUUCAUGUCUUGUAGAGCAAUCGUCGCUUAUUGGCAGAGCUUACACAACUGACGGUGGAAUUGGUAAAAAUUACAUGACAUUAGUGAUUGAAUCAAAGCGAACAGAAUAUUUUUAUUACAAUGUUUAUCUGUUCGGUAGAAAGUUAAACGAAGUAUCAAAUUUACAUCUAUUGAAGAGAAUUCUCAAAUUACAAAACAAUCAGCGAAGUGAAACGUCGCCGUAUACACAGAUAAGUAAGGUUUUAAAAUCUCUCAAACUCAAAAAUUUCAAAUAUUGGAGUAACAAAAAUGUGCCUUACAUUGAGCCCGAUUUUCCAACUGGAAACAUCGCUGAAAUUCUAAAAGGGAAAUCUCAUUUUGGCUGCGUAAUUCAAAAUCUAUACACGAAAAUGAAACAUUCGGGAGAUUAUUGUGGAAUUUACUUUUUUUAUAAUCCAACGUUGUUGGUGUUGAGUUGUGAAUUUGCAAAAACUGUUCUAGUGCGUGAUUUUAAUUAUUUUGUUGAUCGCGGAGUGUUUUGUAACGAAGAAAUCGAUCCAUUAAGUGCCAACAUAUUUUUUCUCGAAGGUCAACGAUGGAGAGAUUUAAGAGCGAAAUUAACGCCCACAUUCACCUCUGGAAGAUUGAAACAAAUGUUUUUUACAAUACUUGAUGUCGGAAAUAAUUUUGUUAGUCAUCUGAAGCCACUCGCUGAUAAAUCGGAAGAUGUUGACAUUUACGAUCUUCUUGCAAGAUUCAACAUCGAUGUCAUUAGUUCAUGUGCAUUUGGAAUCGAAUCAAAUUCAUUAGAAAAUCCUGAAACAGAAUUUCGAACGAUGGGAAGAAGAAUGUUAAACUUUGGAAAGUGGAAGUCUUUGAAAAUAACUUUUGCGAUGUCAUUUAGUAAACUAGCAAAACGGUUGGGUGUUCGAUUUAAUGACGUUGAUGUGGCUAAUUUCUUUUUAAAUUUAGUGAAGGAGACAAUUGAUUAUCGCAAGAAAACAGGCAAUGAAAGAAAAGAUUUUAUGCAAUUGUUGAUAAAUCUUAUGAAGAAAGAUGGAACAGUUGACGAAGACAACCAGAAACUCACCUUUAAUGAAAUUGCAGCACAAGCUUAUGUCAUGUACUUUGCAGGCUUUGAGACUUCUUCAACUGUCAGCUGUUUCACUCUUCAUUCCCUCGCAUUUAAUGAAGAGAUUCAAGAGAAAGUUCGAAAAUCUAUCAAGGAAAUUCUUGAAAAACAUAACAAUGAGUGGUGUUACGAUGCGAUCAUGGAAAUGACUUAUUUGGAACAAGUGAUUGAAGAAUCAAUGCGAUUGAAUCCGCCUGUUGCAACACUUCAUCGAACAGUGACGACAGAUUAUAAAUUACCCAAUGGAUCGAUCAUCGAAGAAGGUACAAAAAUCAUCAUUCCUUGCUUAGCUUUUCACAGAGAUCCUGAAUUAUUUCCUGAACCAUUGAAGUUCGACCCAGAAAGAUUUAGUCCAGAAAUGAAGCAAACACGACAUCAAUUUGCUUCACUUCCUUUCGGAGAAGGUCCACGUUAUUGCAUCGGCAUGAGACUUGGUUAUCUUCAAACAAAACUAGGAAUUGCAAUGAUCUUACACAAUUACAAACUUUCACCUUGUAAUCUAACGGAUAAUCCAAUAAAAAUCAAUCCAGUCACACUAAUUCAUGGACCUGAUGGUGCAGUUUGGUUGAACAUCAAACCUGUUGAAAGUUAAACUUAACAAGACAGCAGCGCAAUCUCUGAAUGUAAAUUAAUAAACAAAAUGCAAUUAAUUUAGAAUGUGAAUGUUGAAAAUCAAAGGAAAUUUAUUUACAGAUUUCUUUCCAAAAAAUUGUUUGAUAAUA
Molecule: messenger RNA, 5381 nt
Organism: Clunio marinus
Lineage: Eukaryota; Metazoa; Arthropoda; Insecta; Diptera; Chironomidae
Source: the annotation of a GenBank genome assembly